UUUUUGGUGAGUUUCUACCUUGACUUUGAUACACAAGUAUAGAAGGAAGAGAAGAUGUAUGGAGUGGGACGUUUGGCGAUCUUUUUUUUUUCUUUCUUUCUUUUUGCCUGCUUUUCACACACCUAUUACCUCGAUAACUUUCUUUUCUUUCUUUUGUUCUUUCUCUUUCUCCCCUUUGCACAUACAUCCACUACCCAAGUACAGUUUUUUUGGGCCUGGUAAGUAAACUGAUGGUACUCUACGGGGUAAAGAAGUGGGUCUGGCAAUAGCCUCCGUCUUUCCAUUUCAAUAUUUGAGGGCGUUGGUGGUUGGCUGCUUGGUCAGCUUGUCCUUGACUAUUCGAUUGACUAUGUGACGAUGGUAACCCGAUCGAGAGGUAGGGAGCUGUUGAAAAUCGUGUGCUGUAUGUAUAACCUAGGCUGGGGUUGUCUUAGGCUAGGAGAGAUCGAGGAUGUUGAGAAUAUACCAG
Aspergillus fijiensis CBS 313.89 is the source of this 469-nucleotide messenger RNA. RefSeq lists its product as uncharacterized. The transcript has a single exon. The record is from RefSeq and is a predicted model, not a curated record. Lineage: Eukaryota; Fungi; Ascomycota; Eurotiomycetes; Eurotiales; Aspergillaceae. Bases 55 to 222 code for a protein of 55 amino acids.